UUUUUACUCAUUUCUUGAGUACUAAGUACGCUGUAUCAUCAAAUAGCUCUGCGUAUUGCGGGGGACGGCUGAAAAAGUGUAUGCAGUAACCGAGCAAAGCCGAAAAAUCCAAACCGAGCCAGUUUUCCAGUGACGGCCGAUUCAUGCAAUUCGCGUUGUGUUGUGUUUUGUGAGCUCAACUAAUCAAGAAACUGGAAAUUCAGAUUGCUUUGCGGAGCACAAAUGUAGUGUCCCAAUGGGCGAACGAAGAUGAUGAAUCAUAGAUCUUCCCUGCUGCUGAAUGUUGUGUUUUCUGCGGUUGUGUGCACCUUGCUUGCGUGUGUGGUCCGCAAUAAUUGAGGGAGUGUUUUGAAGCGAACGCGUAGAACGCUGUUCCGAAGCAACAGAAAAUUUGUCGCCGGAUUCGUUGGGCGGAAUAAAACAUACGGGAAGACCUCAGAAGUGCUUCGGAUUUGGAUUGGGUUCAUAGUUUCCUCUGGAAUCGUCCCUUGUUACUGAGGUGUCGUGAACGAAUCCAACCAAAAAAAAUCGAUCUAAGAGCGCUGGAACGAGUGGGAGCUACGCGGAUAAGCGACGUUAGAUAAAGAUAUAUUUGUGGAAAAUUGUGUUGGUUCGCAAAGGCUAAGAAAAAAGGAAAUACAGCUGCUUGUUUCAACCAGAUCCCCAUCAGUAUGACUUCAUUCUUCAACGUGAGUGCCCUUGGGGGCAAUCCUUUCUCGACACCAGUUGGGCAGAGGAUUGAGCAAGCAACCGACGCGAGUUUAGCUUCGGAGAACUGGGCUCUCAACAUGGAAAUUUGCGAUCUAAUCAACGAAUCGUCGGAUGGCGCACGGGACGCGAUGAAGGCGAUCCGCAAGCGGCUGGUGCAAAACGCCGGCAAAAACUAUACCGUCAUCAUGUACACACUGACCGUGCUGGAAACGUGUGUGAAGAAUUGUGGUAAAGCAUUCCACGUGCUGGUGGCUCACAAGGAAUUCAUCCAGGAGCUGGUGAAACUAAUUGGACCGAAGAACGAUCCACCUCCCAUCGUACAGGAGAAGGUGUUGAGUUUGAUUCAGGUUUGGGCGGACGCUUUUCGUUCCCAGCCGGACCUGAAUGGGGUCGUUCUGGUUUACCAGGAACUGAAGAACAAGGGCAUCGAGUUUCCAACCACAGAUCUCGACUCGCUGGCACCGAUUUAUACGCCACAACGGAGUGUACCAGACGGAGCGGCGACUGAGGCCAACAUAUCUAUUUCACCCCAUCACGCGUCCCAAACGCCUGGAUCGCCUGCCAUGCCACCGCCGUCUACAAUGUCACAGGAGGCGAUAGCGAAGCUCCAGUCAGAGUUGGAUAUAGUCACGAUGAACAUGACCGUACUGGGUGAUAUGCUGACAGAGCUAAAACCUGGAUUGGAAAAUCCCUCCGAUUAUCAGCUUCUGUCAGAGCUGGUGGUAACGUGUCGAGAAAUGCAAUGCCGCAUCGUCGAGUUGAUAGGCAAGGUGAAUCACGACGAACUGACGGCGGAGUUGCUGCGGCUCAACGAUGAGCUCAACAAUCUUUUUCUCCGGCACGCUCGGUUCGAGAAGAAUCGUGAUCCUAAGACGGCCAACUCGACCACACCGUCGGCAAUUUUGGGUGCGGCUAUGGGUGUGCCUCCGGGUGGAGACGCAGCCCAACCAAUACCGGCCGACAAGAAGGACUCCCUGAUCGAUCUGAGUGACGAAGCUAGCGGUGGCGGUACAAACCUGAGCAACCAGUUAGCAGGACUAAAACUCGGUCCGACAGUUACCACUACCUCUCAGUUGUCCCAAUUGAACAGCGUGUCGGCGCAGUCGGGUGCGGCGAAUAGUACCCCCAACAAAUUUAUCCCACCGGAUGUGGUUUCCGACGAGUUUGAUAUGUUUGCACAAUCCCGAAACACCACGGGGGAUAAUGCAAAGGAUACCGCAAAGUUGGAUUUAGUUGGACAGACCAAAUCGACACCAUUGGUAGGUAGUAUGUGUGGUUAUCUUGGGUUCAUGUUUCGUGGAUAUGUCUUGUAGAAGGUUUUUUUUUGUUAUUCGGAAUAUAAGUGAUUUAAAUGUUGUUGAAAGUCCAUAGGAAAUCAAAGACUCCAGCUGGUGUAUAAAUAUUUCUAAAAGGGGCAUGGUAGAUCGAUAGCUUUUCUGUACAAAACUGUGGUGAACACAAUGCAUUCAGAGAGAAGUGAUUGUAAUCUGUACCUAUAGUGAGUCCUAUUUUCGUGUUUCACACAGUAGGAGUAUAGGAAUCAAAUUAUAAUUUCUCUAGAUGGUUUUACCAAAUGUAUCGCUUACACAAUCUUCCAUUUCUCAGAAAGAGUAUACGGCAUUUUUUUUUAAUAUAUAUUUUUGGUUGUUUUGUUGUAGUUUCCCAAAUGUAUGAGCAAAUUUAUUGUUUGAAAACUCUUGUCGGGUAAAUUCAUCAAAUUAAAAUACCGUCUGUCUGAUCUGCCCAUGUUUGUAUAGGAGACGUAAGCGACAAAAUGAGCAAAAUCGACUAUUUCGACGUUAUGCAUUCUACGCAAUGUAAUACGUUUGCUCAACAUGCAGCAAACAUUUUUUGUUUGAAAACAUUUGAGCAAUUCUGAAAAAAUGUUCUUGAAAAAUCACUGUUUGUAUGCAUAACGGACGUAGUUCCAUACAGUAGUUCCAUCGUUCGAAAAUCAACAAUUAUCAGUAUUAUGUGCUUUAAGCUAAAUCCGCAUUUGAAUCGCAUUCUUUGUAGAGUCCAAAUGUGCCUUUCAUGAUAGUGUCUUAUAAAUUAGUGUUUCCUAAUAGAUAAGAAACCAUUGAAAUGCUGCUCAUAUAAUUGCUAUUUUCUGUAUACUGCACUGCGAUGAACGAAGAGAAGCAACUGUGUUUUUUAAUGUUAUAAUUAAUUACCUAAACCUCUGCCUUUGAAUCUUUAAGUAGAUAAUUAAACAAUCAGUAGUAAAAUUAAAAUAAUAUUGUUUCUUAUGGUGCUGCCCCACGGCGCAUGAAAUUUAUGAUAUAGUUCUCUAUAACAAAGACGUGAUAGUCAUAGUUCUAUGAGAUUUCGGAAACAAUUUUGGAAAGUUUGAGCUAUGACAUAAUAGAAGCUAUGUAGUAGAAAACUAUCGUUUAGUACUAUGAUUUAGAGUUUUUUGGUGUACAAACGAUUAAUUUUUGUUUUUCUGUAUUGUUUGGUUGACAGCCAUAAAUAAUUCAACCUAUUUUUGUGAGUGUCAUCACAGAAAUACUUUUAUCAGAACAUAAACAUGGACAUACAUUUUAAACAGAACAAGAAAAAAAUCGCGGCAGUUCUGACAUACAUACUUCUCCUCAUUCUGAUAAUCAUUGUUUUUGGGUUUAUCAUUCUGAAAGAGAAACAAGAUUUUUAGUUUUUUUUUAAUUUGGAAGGAUCAUUGAUUCAGGGGAGUUUUAAGAAUUUUGAAAAGUCUCGAUAAGUAAUAAUGUGCUAUUGGUAACAUCAAAGAUUGCUCUUUCAGCACUAAAACAGUUCAAACAAAAAUACUUCAAUUUAAUCACUGUGAAACUGAUAUUCCGUGAAGAACUGGAUAGCGAUUUGAAUAUUUCUUCUGAUAUUAUAUAGGUUGCUAUCGAUUUUGUCCUAGUAAUGGUUAAAAGAUAAAAAACGAGAGCAAAAAAACCUUGCUACGACAUCAUAUUGAUCGGCUGAUGUUGUACAAAUAAACGAGUUAACAUUUUAAAAAAUCAAAAUGAUAACUCAUUUUUUCAACAGACUGUGCACUCAAUUGGAUAUCUGUUGAGCACAAAAUAAAUCUUCUUCUUGGUAUUGUCAUGUGCUACGUAAUUGAAAAUCGAGUUUUCUCAACACGUUCUAUGCUUAAAUCCGGAAUAAAGUUAUUUACCCUACUCACCAGUGAGUCAAAUUCUCCCGAUCCCGAUUUUCCUCGGACCAGAAACUGUAAUGCAGAAUAAUAUAUUAAUUUGGAUAUAUACAACUCGCUGCUACUAGCACCGCUCUUUCCACCUUUGCGCACUUGAGUAUACUCUCCUAAAAUCAAUUAAGGUUAUUGAACAUUAAAAAAGUAAUAAUUUUUUUAUUUUUUAAUGAUUUUACCUGAAAACUACGCCUUUAAACCGUUGAUGGUUCUUCUGACCGUCUGACGUGCCAUCACUGGAAUCAAACAAAACCGCAGACAACAAAAACAGCCAUCUGUCAAUUGACAGGGUCAUUGUAAGCUCCGUUCCAGCUCAUCUGAGGGACCCCGAGUGUAAAAGUUGCCCAAUACGCAAACUCGGUUGAGCGAAGGAAUCAACCUUUCUAAGUCUGGAUUGGCAAUUUACAAAGUUGAAGUAGAAGAAAAGCGUCACGAGAAAUAACCUAUUCCUGGAAUAAACUGAAUUGUCUGCCUUCGCACUAAUUCCCUACGGAACGAGCCACGAACGGAAGCUAAUCAGACUUAUUCCUUUCAAUAAAUUGAACUGACUGCCUUCGCACUAAUUCCGUACGGAACGAGCAACGAACGGGAGCUGAUCAAAAUAUCGAGCAUCAACUAAGCGGGAGGAUCAACGAGUACAAGAUCUUCACGAACUCCGAGCGCAAAUUAUACAACUAUUGCUGCGAACGUUGGAAGACUUGAAUCUGAAGAACUCUCGUCAGUCGAUUCAAUGGAGGUGGUUUCGGACUACUUAAUCGUAAGACACGAUUCCAAAGACUACUUGCUUUAUUCAGAGAACCUUGGGUUUUUAUACAAUUUUAGUUUAUCCUAAAUCUACCCUAAAUUUAAGUCUAACGUGCGAAAGAAAGAGAAGACUAUAAACGUCCUUGCUUCUUUUCAUACAAGUCCUUUACCUAUCGCUAUCUGUAUUUCAAAACAUACGAUAUCCAUAACUGCAUUCUAAGAGCAACGGAGCCUAACGCGAUAAGAAAUGUGUGCGAUUGUUUUCGGUUCCUUUCCUUUCUACUAGGUUUUAUUGCACCAGGUUUUAUUGCACCCGCUCCCGAUAGGAUUGUUAUUUUAGGAUCUUACACACGGUUCGCUCUUAUCGUAUAGUGUUUUUCUUCUGUCCUUCUUUCGAUCGUUUACGAUAUUGAAAUUAAAUUGCUAAAUUCUUUCGAUUUCUUACAUUUCCCCUUCCGUAAAUCUACCUGCUCGAAUUUACACUUCAAAGAAUUAGCAAUUGUAUAAGUAUUCAGUUGUUUUUUUUUUUUUAUAAAUUUUUGUUAGCUAUUAUCUAAUUCACUUUUAAUUAUUUUAAUUCACUAAUUCACAUUAUUUAUACUCUUGGUAAAAUUCGUCCACAAAUGGGUUGUGUUGUCGUAUCUUCCAUAGGUAUUGCCGUCUCCCUAGUCGUAGCAAUAUUGAUGUCAUCAGAUGGUUCAGUCUUCCUUGAAUUGAUUGAUGUUUCACGUAAAUGUCGUACUGCAUUCCGGUGAGAAAGAAACGUUGUGAGUGAAUCCCAGCAAGAUGCCAUCAAUUGCCAGCCGAAUCCAUAUAUGUCGUAUAGAAUUCUGCCGUGCAUGAUUGUAUCGACGAUAAACUUUAUCAUCCUGCCCAUCAUAUAUAGACCAAUCGCCGUUGAUGUGAUGUUUCCGAGCCAUGUAGACCAAGACAUAAGCCGCAUCCAAUACCUUGUUAUUGCAUCGUCGAUUACAUCUCCAGAUACUAAGGCUCCGAAGUUGAAUCCUUGAUCAUUGGGUCGUUGUCCAAUCAGCACCUUGUGUAUUACAUUCGUUGCCACUCUACGAUCUCCUUGUUCAUAAAUCAUAUCCCUCAUCUUUUUAAGAUUGUCUGCAUCAUAGACACCACUUUGCAUUAGAUUUGGAAGAGGUGUGUAGGACCAUGUUGUAACUAUGUCCGACACUAAUUUCUCUGGUGGAGUUGUUUCACGUAAUCGUCCAUCAGUUGUAUACCAUUUUCCUCCGAACAUGAAUUUUGCUGGUAUUAAAGGUGUGCAAUCUAUUUCAAUCCCGCGGUUCUGGAGUAUUCUUGUCACAGGUGCCAAAAACAUCGACCUGUUGUUAAAUUCAACUGGAAUUUCUUGGAAGCAUCGCGCUUCGGAUCUUGGCGUAACAAAUACUGGUUUGCAUUCAAUAACAUGAAGCACUUCCCCAGCAACAACUGCUGUAUAUCCUGACCUCUUCAUUAUGCUCGAUACAAACUCCGUUGGAUUGAUUCUUGCUAAUGUCAAUUUAGUUUCCAGUAGAGCCUUAUCUAGUUUGCACAUCUCUGUCAUAACCGAAUUGUAUACGUCGUCUAAUUUCUGACCAAUGUAGUUUUCGACGAAUGUUAUUUUCGAAUUGAAGUAAGUAAAUAGAUCAUUAUUUGAACCUGACGUAGGUUUUCUAACAAAUGGCGAUCUCAUGUUGGAUAACUCCAAAACUAAUAUUCUGGGAUGGUCUGUUUUAAACCCAACGUGUCCACAUAUAUAUGUCCUUGCUGUAGUUUUUAUCGAAAAUAAAUGUCGUUCCGAUAUUGUGCUGUACACUACAACCUCUCCAAUGGUUUUCAUUUGGUUAUUCGUUGUUUUGUUGACAACUCCUUCAAAAAUAACUUCAAACUCGCUUUCUUCACAUCUACGGUUCAUGUCGAUGUCCCAAGUUAGAUAGCCUUCUUCAGCGUCCAAACAACGUCCAUGUGUGUAUGUACACGUUAAACCUCCUUUCAACAUUAUCUGGCUACUUUCAAUGUCUACAGAGGCGACAUAAUCUUGAAGUGUAAUCGUAUAUUCAUAAUAUACUAAGGCGUUUGUCCACGUGUAUAACGGCGUUUUGUACACUCCUCCACUGCAGGAACUGCCAGUUAUUGAUCCUACCACCAAUACUUGACCUCUAUUUGUGCUGUUGAGAUUCAAUUCCUGAAUAACAGUGUUAUCGGCUAGUGUAACUGCUCCACUAUAGUGAGCUUUUCGACAUUCCUCGGAUGAAAACUCCUUCACGAUGUAGGCAAAGCCGUGUUGAUAAUCAGAAGUGUGGGAGUGCAUACCACAGUGUCGAAUCGACCUCUUGAUGAUGACUUUACAUUGAAAUACCUUUGUUUGAAUUUUCGAAUUUCUUUGUAACAUUUGUAUCCGAAGUUCCGUUGUUGUCAGGUUAGUUGUUGGCGGUAAGCAAGAUGCCACAUCCAACAAAGAAUAUGAAGUCAUAUUUACAUCUGCAUUGGCACAGUCGUAUGCGAUCAAUCCAUGAGAUGUUGAGCCUAGUACACUGCAUCCCACGAAUAACAUUGCAGCAAUCAACAGUUGCAUGAGCGUUAACCGGUUAACUGUAUCUGAUUUCCAUCUUAUUUUCCUUCUAGAUUCGCCUUUUUGAGAGUAAUCCGAUUGUACCAAAACUUUUGAAGUUUCCGCUGUUAAUACAGUUGUAGUACAAGGAUUGAUUCGUCGUUUCUUUUUCUUCGGCUCAAAUUUCUCACAAUUCACACUGCUGUUUCUUUCAAUAACUUGAUGGAGUGCGGUAAAUGAGGUGUUCAUUUUGUUUACUUCUUUAGACGUUAUGUCUUUCAGAGCGGCAUCCUUGCGUAUAUUCAAUACUGCUAGCUUAUGUGCUGCUCGUUUAAAGGUCCCUUUGGGUGUUUUAACGAACGCUGUACGUACUUGGCCGUCUUUUCCUUUUAUAACUCCAGUUACUCGUCCUCUCAACCAUAGGCCCCAACGUAUAGUACUGUCUGUUAUCAAUACUAUGUCGUCUAUUUCAAUGGGCUGAACUUUAUGCGUCCAUUUUUGUCGCGAUAUUAAUGUUGGUAUAUAUUGUUUCUUGAAUCGAUCCCAAAACUGUUGACUGUAGUGGUUCACUAGUUCCCAUUGAACUCGAGUGAGGUUGUUGCUGUCCAAAUUUUGAGGUGGAACGUAUUCACCUGCCCGUCCAAUUAGGAAAUGGAACGGUGUUAGAGCCUCUUCCACAUCAUUAUUGCACGGUAUGUGUGUUAGUGGGCGACAGUUUAAGAUAAACUCUACUUGUAUUAGAGCUGCUCGUAACGUUUCAGGAUAAGGUGUCCGACUACAACCUAUCAUAUAAUAUAAAUUGUCUUUAAUAGUUCUGAUGAGUCGCUCCCAAACUCCUCCAAAGUGCGGUGAUGCUGGUGGGUUAAAGGUCCAUUCUAUCUUCAGUUUUACAGCUUCAGAUUUCGACAUCCUUUCGUCGAUUUCGUGGAUUAGUUUGUUUAGUUGUUUUUCAGCUCCAACAAAAUUUGUGCCAUUAUCGCUGUAUACAUGUUUGAUCUUUCCACGGCGGUUUUGAAAGUUUUUAAAACACAUUAGGAAGUGAUCUGUAUCUAACUUCUCAGCCAUUUCAAUAUGCACGGCUCUCGUAGUCAUGCAUGUAAAGAGCACGCCCCAUCUUUUCUCUAUUGAUCGUCUUACCAAUACUUCAAAAGGACCGAAGUAGUCCACUCCAGUAUUCGUGAAUGUAUGAGCAUACAAAUCUACUCUAGCUGCCGGUAAUGGUGCCAUUUGAGGUGGCAAAGGUUUAGCUUUCAUUAUAAUGCAUUUAGAGCAGUCCGUUUUUAUUUUGUUGAGAACUGUACGCAUGUGUGGUAUAUAAUACCGUAAUUGUAAUGCUCCAAGUACUACGUUAUCCGAACGAUGAAAGUAUUUUUGAUGAUAUUCAGCAACGAUCAAACGUGUUCCAUGGUCUUCAGCAGGUAAAAUCACAGGAUGUAUUGUAUUCAUUUGCAAUUUAGUUGCAUUUUCGAGACGACCUCCAACUCUCAUUACGUUAUAUUCAUCUAGUAUUGGAGUAACCGCUGAUAACUGUUUAUUUCUAAUAUCAACAUAACCGUUUAAUUCAAUGUCAUGAAUUUCCUUAGCGAAAUGUGUCAUUUGUAUUUUACGAAACACAACUCUUUCUGCAAUUUUUCGAUCCUCAUAUGUUAUAUUGCGAUUAAAAUUAGAUUGUAUAUUCAAUCGUUGGUUUUUCUUGUAUUGCAGCCAAUCAACAUAUUUUUUCACAACACAUACAUGGUGUAUCAACACAUUCCAACUGGAGUAUCGUUUGAUUCCGAUGAAUAUAGAACUUGUUUGGUGCAAUCCCACUACUUGUCUCAACUCUUCCGUUGACUCCUUAAUCUUCCUGUUAGGAUAUUCGAUCACUGGCUUCUUAAGGAAUUGAGGUCCUUUUGUCCAUAUAGAUUGCCCUUUGAAAUCUUUUGUAGCUUCGUCGGCGGGAUUUAAUUCAGACGGUAUAUAACGCCAUUGCUGUAUAUUGGUUGUAUCUAAAACCUCAACAACUCGAUGAGUGACGAAUAUUUUAUAUCUUCUAUUCUUCGGUUGUAACCAUGACAAAACAUUUUCCGAGUCUGUCCAGUAGGUAAUACUAUCUAUUUUAAUUCGUUGCUCGUUCUGAAUGGUAUUUGUCAAUCUGGUUCCUAGUAAGGCUGCUUGUAGUUCCAUUUUUGGAAUAGACAACUGAUGAAUAGGUCCGACUUUUGCCUUUGCUGCCAAUAAUCGUAUAUAAACCGAGCCGUUUGCAAUACAACGUAAGUAUAUAACUGCAGCGUAUGCUCGUUCAGAUGCAUCUACGAAUGUAUGUAGCUCCAAUUUUCCUGCUCCAUCCGGUAUUAUACACCUGGGUAUUUUUACGUUAGAGGCUUGUUGAAUUUUCGCAAGCCAAUUUUGCCACUGUUUGCUCAAAUGUUUGGGUACUUCAUCAUCCCAGUCUAACUCGUCUUUGUGCAGCUCUUGAAGCAAAAUCUUUCCCAUUAUCGUAUAAUUUGAUAUCAAUCCUAAUGGAUCAUACAAACUCAUAACAAAUGCUAACACCUCUCUUUUCGUGGGUAAUCGUAGCGUUUGUCUUACUUCAUUGCUCAGCUUCUUCAACGAUAAUCGAUACCCGAUCAAAUCCAGUUUCGUGUUCCAAUAGACACCAAGAACUUUUUCAGCACAUGAAUCCUUAUCCUCUAUUACCUUAAUGUCGGUAGAUUGGAUCCGAUCGCUGGAUAAAUUGCUCAGUAAUUCCUUACUGUUCGAUAUAAAGUUUCGAAUGAAGAAUCCGCCAUGUUGGUGUAUAUCGAUGACGUCUUUGGUAAUAGCGGUUGCCUCUCGAAUGUUUGUAAAACUAUCCAGAUAGUCAUCCACAUAGUGUUGUUUUUCAAUUGCCAGGGCUGCUUUCGGUUUCGAUUCCAUAAAUGCUGCAGCGUUUUUAUUUUUCACUGCUUGCGCGCAUGAUGGUGAACAUGUCGAUCCAAAAAUCAUUACCUCCAUAAUGUAUACAUCAGGUUCUCGAUUGUUUUCACAAUCUCGCCAUAAAAAUCGUUGAGCAUGCUGAUCCUCCGGUUUUAUUUUGACUUGGUGGAACAUCUCUUGAAUAUCUCCACAAACUGCAAUACGUCCCUCUCUGAAUCGCAGCAAUACUCCAACGAGUGAUGUAGUAGCAUCAGGUCCAGACAAAAGAUUAGAGUUAAACGAUACGCCAUUUAUUUUUGAAGCUGCAUCAAAUACCAAUCUUGGUUUUGGAGGUAUUUUAUUCUGGUUGUGAACUAUAAAAUGCGGGAGAUAGUAUGUUCUCGGAACCGCGUUAAUUAGCUCUGAAUGUGCUAGUUUUCUAGCAUAUCCCUUUUUCACAUAAUCAGCGAAGGUAUUGAUAGCCCAAUCCUUCAAUUUUUCAUCUUGUUUCAAUUUAUUCUCCAUAAUCACCAAUCUCCGUAAGGCUGUAUGAUAGCUGUCCGGAAAUUGUACAUCUUUGGUUUUCCAUAGCAGACCGACCUCGUAACGGUUGUCUUUUAGCUUGAUGGUGUUGUCGAGAAUCUGUUGUGCUCUUUCUUCCUCUGGUGAUCUUGGCAGUUUUUCCACUAAUUUCACUCCAAAAUCGUCGAUUGAGAAGUAUCGCUGCAUCAUUUUGCUCAUCUCCUGUUCUUCCUGGAUGACCAUUGUAUAAUCUUGACGGUUUAUGUUAUACUCCUUUCCGUAUAUCACCCAUCCGAGUCGCGUUUUUACUGCCAUAGGACCAUUUCCUUUUACCGUUUUGAUGGCACUCAGUAAUUCGCUGUUGUCCAAUCCAAUUAACAAUGUAGGCUGAGCUUCCUUAUAAUCUUGAAGCGGAAUGUCCUUCAAGUAGGGAUAAUUCUUGGCAAUUUGUUCCAUGUCAACUGUUUGGAUAGGAAGAUUUAGAUCAUGCAUAGUCCGGGCCAUCACUGGUUUUCCUAUGCCCUUUAUCCAGAAUUUUACCCUCUUGCUUGAGCAGGAUUUUAAACAAUCCUGUGUCCAUUUUAAUGUAAGCGGGUCAACUUUUCCUUCCAACUCUAACAUGUUAGCCAUUCUCUCGUCCAAUAGUGUUACUGAUGAUCCUGUGUCCAGGAAGGCGUAGGUGUCUAUCAUUCUUUCGCCGUUUUGGACUGUUAUAGGAACUAUUUGAUAGUAAAGGUGUUCCUUGCGUUGUCGAUGAAUAUUCGUGGUUUCUUCGGGACCUCGUCGUACGUCAGCAGCCGUAUCCUGAUUUCUUUUAUACUCCGAUCUUUGAUGAAGUAAGCGAUUGUGCUCCUUGUUGCACCCAUCGAUUCCACAUAUUCCUUUCAUGCUACAAUUUCUCAUAAUGUGGUCAUUGGAGUUUAGGCACUUGAAACAAAUUCCUUUUUUAGCCAAAAACUCUCUACGUUCCAAUGUUUUCAUUUGUUUGAAAUUCUUACAUUGGAAUAGCCUAUGACUGGCUGAACAAAGUGCACAUUUCAUAGUUUGAUGAACAUUAACUCGAGGUUUCCUUUCCGUAGUCGACACACUGUUAUUAGACUUUUGCAUCAUACGGGCUAUUCUUGAAUGUGGCAAUAACCACUUAUUCAAAUCGUUGAGUGUUGGGAUCGAAGUGUUGCUUUGGAUCACUUCAACCCAUUUCACUUGUAUCGUGUAUGGCAGCUUCUCUAUGAUUUCCUCUAUUAAACGAUGAUCACGUAGAUAUUCCUUUUGGCCCAGCGCCUCCAUAUUCACCACCAUGUUAUCUAGUGCGUCUGAUAUAUCCGGAACUACGGUUCGGCUGUCCUUUUUGAUACGUCUCAGGUCGUUCAGAAGUUCUUUAUAUACAAGAUCCUUCCUUCCAAAGCAUUCUUCCAGCUUUUCGAUUAUUUUCGGAACAUUCUCUGAGUUAAUCAUCAAUUGUUGGACGGUUUUAUACGCGUCCCCUUUCAGAACUUGUUCCAGGCGGUUGAGGUUCUCUAAAUUUGAGAAACCUCCCUCUGCCGUUGUAUCAUGGAAUGUUUUCUUAAAUUUUGGCCAAUCCUUUGAUGCGCCAGAAAAUCUGGGUAGGGUCGUCAAUGAUUGCCUCUUUAAAUAUAUAGUCCAGUCACUAGACAUACUCACUGUUUGGGUAAAUGAUCGAUCCGUGGGCUGAUUUGUUACUUGGCCCGAGGAUGACGUUGAGCAUUGGCCUUUCAUAGUCGCCAUUAAUUUGUCCAUUGCAUCCAGUUGUUGUUUUAUCUGCUCAUCUUUCUUCCGAGCAGAUAUUUCCAAUGAUGCUAAUCUUUGUUGGAUCUGCACGCAUUUCGGGCAGAUCCAUUUUUCUUCCGCUGUCGGCGCGACCGUUAAGUUAACACAACCGAUGUGGAACCAUCGGUCACAAUCGUCGCAUUCAACCAUAUCCUGUUUAUGGUCUGGUUCCGAGCACAAACGGCAAUUUCCGUUUUGAUUUUCCACGAAACGUAUCAUGGUGUUGCUUUCAAGAUACUCAGCCGUUGAAAUAAUGUAUAAUUCUCAGGAUCCGUUUCCAGUUGUUUGUAAUUACACUUUGCUCACUUUUCAAGGCGUUGAGCCUUUUUAAGCUUUCUUAAGCUUGAGAGAUUUAUUUUCUCGCUUUCAGGUUAGCACACUUUCAGAAAGCUUUUUAAACUUUUAGUCCUGUUGGAAUUCUUUAUCCAACUUAUUCACUUCAAGGUGAUUUGCACUUUCACAAGGCCUUUUAAACUUUUAGUCCUGUUGGAUUUGUUUAUCCAACUUGCUCACUCUUAUGGCGUUGAGCACGCGCAUAAGCUUCUAUUAAGCUUUUAAUCCUGUUGGGUUCUCUAUCCAACUGGCCCUUUGCUCAUUCUUAUGGCGAUGAGCACGCACUUAUGAGUUCGUUGGUAAUGAAAGGCUCCUCCUCUCUGGAGCCACCAAAUGUAAAAGUUGCCCAAUACGCAAACUCGGUUGAGCGAAGGAAUCAACCUUUCUGAGUCUGGAUUGGCAAUUUACAAAGUUGAAGUAGAAGAAAAGCGUCACGAGAAAUAACCUAUUCCUGGAAUAAACUGAAUUGUCUGCCUUCGCACUAAUUCCCUACGGAACGAGCCACGAACGGAAGCUGAUCAAAAUAUCGAGCAUCAACUAAGCGGGAGGAUCAACGAGUACAAGAUCUUCACGAACUCCGAGCGCAAAUUAUACAACUAUUGCUGCGAACGUUGGAAGACUUGAAUCUGAAGAACUCUCGUCAGUCGAUUCAAUGGAGGUGGUUUCGGACUACUUAAUCGUAAGACACGAUUCCAAAGACUACUUGCUUUAUUCAGAGAACCUUGGGUUUUUAUACAAUUUUAGUUUAUCCUAAAUCUACCCUAAAUUUAAGUCUAACGUGCGAAAGAAAGAGAAGACUAUAAACGUCCUUGCUUCUUUUCAUACAAGUCCUUUACCUAUCGCUAUCUGUAUUUCAAAACAUACGAUAUCCAUAACUGCAUUCUAAGAGCAACGGAGCCUAACGCGAUAAGAAAUGUGUGCGAUUGUUUUCGGUUCCUUUCCUUUCUACUAGGUUUUAUUGCACCAGGUUUUAUUGCACCCGCUCCCGAUAGGAUUGUUAUUUUAGGAUCUUACACACGGUUCGCUCUUAUCGUAUAGUGUUUUUCUUCUGUCCUUCUUUCGAUCGUUUACGAUAUUGAAAUUAAAUUGCUAAAUUCUUUCGAUUUCUUACACCGAGUUAUUUAACAAUGGACCAGCUCCCCACGAGUGACGCGAGUGGCUCUAUUUUGGGUAAACGGGAAAUGGUGGGCUACUGGAAAAUUGUGGGUGGCGUGGUUCUGUUUGAGUGUUAACGAGCAGCUUAUAACGACCCUGAGUAAUCCCGAGCCGCGGAGAAUUACAAGGUUACCGAUGAAGAGGGGAACAUGGCGAAAAUGUAAGAACUCAUAUAUUUCUGCUUCUUUCUACAAUUCUUUCUUCUGUGCUGUUCUCCCUCUUCUUCUAGUUUUGUUUCGUCCGAUGUUAUCGCAACUUUUCAAUCGACCACCGCGGAUUGAAAAGUUGCGGUUUUAAAUUGAUGAUUGGAUUGAUUUUUUCUAUUAAUCCUUUCCCGUACAACAUCGAGCCUCUCUCGUGGUGUAUUUGCAUAACAUAUGACGCUAGAACGCUCGACAGAGUAGUGAAAUGAUGACAUCAUGACGUAUUAAAUAAUACGGGAAGGGGUUAGUGAGAUUUGAACUACAAGAUUCGAUCGCCUAUAGCCUUGAAAAAGGCCAAUCAGUGGAGGUCCUUGGAUUGAGCCCACGAUCGUUUCUGUCAACAAAAUUUCCUCCGACUUGCACUGUGGUCACACACAUUCCUAGAGCUUGCCACUCAGAAUGCAUUCAAGGCGUGUUAUUUGGCAAAGAAAUCUCAACAAAGUACUAAUAAAAAUGACUGCGUAGUUCCUUUAGGAACGUUGGUGCCACAUUUAAUUCUGUAAAAUUUUCUGAAAAAAUCUGUAUAUCUCUAUUUUUAGCAAGAAAAUCUGUAUCAAAAAACUAACGGAAAUAUGUAAGGAAAGGUUUAUUUUCAUUUUGAAUUUAUUUUAUUUUUCUAAUUCAUGGUUUGGUGAUGUCGUAUCAAUACAACAAAAUAAAUCAAAAAAGUGUUUCUCAUAUUAGGCUGUCAAAAAAGUCCUGCGGUAUUUCCGCGAGGUGUCGUUGUAAGCGCGUAGUUCUAGUUGUAUUCAUCGUAUCGAGUCAUACUAUAGCUUGUUGGAAAGGUAUUUUUGCGCGCUAUAAUACAGUCCUUGACAGUGUUUUGUUUGGUUAAGUCGUUCGUGAGUUAAAGUGUCGCAAAUAUGGAGCAAAAUAAAGAGAAAAUCCGACAAAUUUUACAGUACUACUAUGACAAAGGCAAAAAUGCAUCUCAAGCUGCCAAUAAAAUUUGUGCAGUUUAUGGACCCGAUACAGUUUCCAUUUCCACCGCACAACGAUGGUUUCAACGUUUUCGUUCUGGUGUAGAGGUCGUCGAAGAUGCGCCACGCUCCGGAAGGCCUGUCGUCGAAAAUUGCGACAAAAUCGCUGAAUUAGCCGAGAAAGACCGGCAUAAUAGCAGCCGUAGCAUCGGCCAAGAGCUGGGGAUAAGUCAUCAAACCGUUAUUAACCAUUUGAAGAAGCUUGGAUUCACAAAGAAGCUCGAUGUAUGGGUGCCACACACGUUGACGCAAAAAAACAUCUUUGACCGUAUCGACGCAUGUGAAUCGCUGCUGAAUCGCAACAAAAUCGACCCGUUUCUGAAGCGGAUGGUGACUGGCGAUGAAAAGUGGGUCACUUACGACAACGUGAAGCGCAAACGGUCGUGGUCGAAGCCCGCUGAAGCGGCUCAGACGGUGGCCAAGCCCUCAUUAACGGCCAGGAAGGUUCUGCUGUGUGUUUGGUGGGAUUGUCAAGGAAUAAUCUAUUAUGAGCUGCUUCCCUAUGGCCAAACGCUCAAUUCAGACCUGUACUGCCAACAACUGGACCGCUUGAAGGUAGCACUCAUGAAGAAGAGGCCAUCUUUGAUAAACAGAGGCCGUAUUGUCUUCCAUCAGGACAACGCCAGGCCACACACUUCUUUGGUGACGCGCCAGAAAAUCCGGGAGCUCGGAUGGGAGGUUCUUUUGCAUCCGCCGUAUAGUCCGGACCUUGCACCAAGUGACUACCACCUGUUUUUGUCCAUGGCGAACGAGCUAGGUAGUCAGAAGUUAGCCACAAAAGAGGCCUGUGGAAAUUGGCUAUCCGAGUUUUUUGCCAAUAAGGAAGCGAACUUCUAUAACAGGGGUAUUAUGAAGUUGGCAUCUCGUUGGGAACAAGUCAUCGAACAAAACGGCGCAUAUUUGACUUUAAACAGAUGAUUGUAACUAAUUUUAUGAACAAAUGAAAAUUCAAAAAAAAUACCGCAGAACUUUUUUGACAGCCUAAUAUAAAAUUGUAUGAGGUUUAUACAUGGUUUCGUUGAACUUUGUCUUCAAAUGUUUCGUCAAUUUCAUCCUUGACGCUCCUCUUUGAGCCGAUACAUAAUUCUACGCUUGCUAAAUAGAGUCCAUCAGUUAAAUUAUUCGAUUAUUUUAUUACUGGGUGGGUUGUCAGCACAAUUUGUGAACAGUUCGCCUUAGUACUUCUCAAAAAUUAUAUGAAUACAUAAACAAUAGUGCCAUCUGUGUAUCACUGUACGAACUUAUAAUAGAGAACACAUUGAACGGUAAAACCAAUUUCUGUAAAAACCAUUAAAAUGUUAUCCUUAUUUUGUGUGAAAAUAUCGUUCAUUGAAAAAAUAUUGUCUUAAAAAAAACUACGAAUAAAUAUCAUACUUUGAA
This is a messenger RNA of Toxorhynchites rutilus septentrionalis, 16413 nucleotides long. Its product is annotated as TOM1-like protein 2. Lineage: Eukaryota; Metazoa; Arthropoda; Insecta; Diptera; Culicidae. Gene Ontology annotation, biological process: signal transduction. Gene Ontology annotation, molecular function: clathrin binding; ubiquitin binding; phosphatidylinositol binding. Gene Ontology annotation, cellular component: endosome; membrane. The coding region runs from base 672 to 2024 and encodes 450 amino acids. The record is from RefSeq and is a predicted model, not a curated record. The transcript has 7 exons.